This is a messenger RNA of Durusdinium trenchii, 1595 nucleotides long. Lineage: Eukaryota; Dinophyceae; Suessiales; Symbiodiniaceae. The record is from the annotation of a GenBank genome assembly.
GAUGGGCCCUGUGCAUCUCGACUCUCGCGAUCUGUCUGCAGAUCUCGUGGGCGGAUCUCUGCAGAUCUCUAGAGGUUCGAGGGAAUCUCUCUGCUCCGAUCCUGCCCGAGUCCAAGCCAUCCUGCACUUCCACCGCCUGUGAGGCAUUCCCGGCCUCUACCGGGGCCUGAUGCCCACCAUGCUGGGCAUUCUGCCUCAUGCAGGGACCAGCUUCUUGGUCUUUGAAACACUGAAGCCCUGGACUCGACGGGCGUUGGGCCUGUGGUCGGAGCGCGACCUGCCUAUUUGGGCGCGGCUGUGCUGUGGCGGUGUGGCAGGGCUGGUGGCCCAGGGCGCCAGCUAUCCACUCCACGUGGUCCGUAGAAGGAUGCAAGUCCAACGCUGCAUCAAAGGCCAAAACAAGUACCACUCGGUCUUGCAUGCACUGCUGACGAUCCUCCGAAAGGAGGGCUUCGUGAAAGGGCUCUACAAAGGGAGCUCGCUGACAUUAAUCAAAGGCCCCGUGAGUGCGGCCUGUGGCUUCACGGCCAAUGAUUUCCUGAAGUCCAUCUUGUUGGGCAGUGCCCAUUCACCCGAGCGCUGCCCUCCGCGUGGGUGGCCUGAUGGCUGCGAGGUGGUCCGCGACCCCAGCAAAGCUCUGAAGAAGCUGACCCCCAUCGACCAUUUGAUGACGGGCGGCGCGGCAGGAGCGGUGGCGAAGACGGUGAUCGCCCCGGCAGAUCGGGUGAAGAUCCUUUACCAAACCAACAACAACCGGCCCUUCUCCUGGCAUGGCGUCAGAAGAACGUUUUUCACCAUCUACACCAAUACCGGUGUGACGGGCCUCUGGCGUGGGCACUGUGCGACUUUGAUGCAGGUGAUUCCCAAGUCGGCGACCACGUACAUGACCUUUGAUCGGUACCGCCAUUGGAUCUCGAAGAGCACUACCCUGGACAAUGUGUCGAUCCGCUUCCUCGCGGGCGCGCUGGCGGGAGCGACGGCCACGAGCCUCACCUACCCGUUGGACAUGAUGCGAGCGCGCAUGGCUGCUCAUUGGGACAUGACGCCGCGCUAUCCCAACUAUUUUGCCGCUUUCGAACGCGUCCUGAAGGAUGAAGGGAUCUCUUCUUUCUACAAGGGCAUCCGACCGACCCUGAUGGGUAUCAUGCCAUACGCUGGAUUGAGCUUCAUGGCCUAUGAGACUCUUAAAGCUCACUUGGUGGCAGAUGAGGCCGACGUGACGGUGCAUCAGCGCUUGUUCUGUGGCGCUUGUGCAGGCAUUUUCGCCCAGUCCACCACCUAUCCCUUGGACAUCAUCCGGAGAAGGAUGCAGGUCCAUCCAGGGCUCUAUCGCAACGAGCUGCACGCGCUCCGCGCCAUCUAUCGCAGCGAAGGUCUCGUUGGAGGUCUCUUUAAAGGCGUCUCCAUGAACUGGAUCAAAGGCCCAGUCGCAGUUGGGGUCUCCUUCACAGUCAAUGAUAUUUUGAAGAAGCAGCUGAUGCAGCAGCACAACUUUUAAUGCAAGUCCCGUCCCCUUCCGUGCGUUUUCCCGGUCUUGCGCAGAUGAAGAUUGCGGGCCCACGCACGGCCACAUGCCCGCUUUCGAGGGGCCCUGG